AAAUUAAAAAUAUAUUUCUUUUACUGUACACAAUGAUUGGUGCACAAUAAAAACAACACUUGCAUCAAAUUGAGUGGCAAAACUAUUUUUGUAACAACUGUGACGUUUAAGCUAAUACAUAGAAUGUGUUUGUUUACACUGCAGUAUGAAUACCCCUGGAAUUUGCAACGAAUGGCCACUUCAAUUAAAUCGCGCAAAUAAUAAAAAUCUCGCGAUAUAAGCACAACUACUGUCUAAUUAUUGCUUGAGCAUUGAGAAAUCGCAGCGACCGCCAUAAUUUAUAUUAUUAUAUAAUUGAAUCUCCUCAGUCAAAGUCGCAUAAACAGAAAUAAACAAAAAAACAUAAUAUUACGCAAUUGGUUGGCGCACAGCUACUUAAUAAGCUCGUCCCAUCGGAAGAGGAAGACAACACAAACAGUUCAAAAUUUUAACCACCAACCGGUACAUUAUUUUCGACCAGUUCAUCCUUAUCAUCCCUCCUACCUCUUCUCGUCUACAUCACUACUGUGUUGUUGAUCCUUUAAACCAUUUUGUGUUUUGAACGGUUUGCUGCUAUGGCAUCCUCAUCAGUGCUAGCUAACAAUCCAAUUUCGAAACUAGCAUCAGCGGUCGCUGUGGACUCCUCGUCAUCUACGACUACUACCUCACCUACUCUAAUUUCUACACGUAAACGCACUUACGAGACUGCAAUCUCAAUGCCCUCUGCCCCAACAAAAAGUAGAGGAGCAACUGCAGCUGUAGCAAAAGCAUCAAUCGCCAGCAAAAUGAAUAUUAAUGGCAAUGAUAUUGCCCAUAGUGAUAUAUUUGUGGAUGGUGUCUGCACUGCCACCAACGCAAUAACAAAUAAAGAUUAUACACGCACAGUUUCACAAUGUGAACCGGACGAGGAAGCCUCCGGUUCGUCAUCAAUAUAUUACGAUAGUCCGGUGAAAAGAGAAUACGUACCAAUACCACAACCUCUACCGACGAUCAGCAGUGGCACAUCAGAUUUUAUGACAAUUUGUAAGCCAGCACCUCUUUCCACCGAUGAAGAGGCCGUUGUGGAACGUGAGAAGUGUGAUUAUAAUUAUAAAAUCACCUAUCAAAUGGCGCGUUCUGGCCAGACGAAACGACGUGUACGUGUUUACGCCGAUGGUAUUUACGACCUCUUCCAUCAAGGUCAUGCCAGACAACUAAUGCAAGCCAAGAACAUUUUUCCGAAUGUUUACUUAAUUGUGGGCGUGUGCAACGAUGACUUAACACAUCGCAUGAAGGGGCGUACCGUCAUGAAUGAUCAGGAGCGUUACGAGGCUUUACGUCACUGCCGCUACGUGGAUGAGAUCGUUCCAGAUGCACCUUGGACUUUGUCGGAUGAAUUUGUAGCAGCUAACAAAAUUGAUUUUGUUGCACACGAUGACAUUCCAUACACUGGUGAUGGCAUGGAGGAUAUAUAUGCGCCACUGAAGGCUAGAGGCAUGUUUGUGGCUACCGAACGCACCGAAGGCGUUUCCACAUCAGACAUUGUAGCACGUAUUGUCAAGGACUAUGAUUUAUAUGUUCGUCGAAAUUUGGCGCGUGGCUACUCAGCCAAAGAUUUAAAUGUCUCAUUCCUUUCGGAGAAAAAGUUUCGAUUUCAAAAUAAAAUGGAUGAGCUGAAGGAUCGCGGACGUCGGGAGCUGACCAAAGUGAAGGAUGAUAUCAUCACAAAAUGGGAGGAAGCAUCUCGUGAUUUCAUAGACGCAUUCCUUUUACUUUUCGGACGGGAGCGUCUCAAUCAUUUGUGGAAUGAAUCUAAAGGGAAAUUGAUUCAAGCACUUAGUCCACCCGGCAGUCCGAGUGGUUCAGUGAAUGGCGAUGAUGAAGACGAUGGCGAUUAUGAAGAUGACACUGAUUUCGAAACGGCACGCAUUCCGGCAAGUGCUGCGCGGAUUCGUGUCCCUGAUAGUCCUUCAGUGCGUGGUAGCACCGGACGUGGAUCAUCUGCGACUGCCGCCGCCGAAGCGGCUCAAUUGGACAAUGAAGAUGACGAUGAUGGCGAAUAUGAGCAUAGAAGUAAUUAGAAUAAUAGAUCACCAAAUAUUUCGUAGGUAAUAUUAUUAUUGUAACGCAAACAUACGAAAAUAAUAGAAAGAAGAGUUACAUUAAAACUAAACACAAUUAUUUGCAGACAUGUGAAUGUCUUUGAAAACUUUUCGUCAGUGAUGAAGCAUAAGAUAAAAAAUACCUACUAAAUAAAAGCUGAGGUUGCGCAAGUAAAAAAAGUACCAAGACCACAAAAUUACUUAGAGUUCUACUUUUUGUUAGUUGACCAAAACAGAAGGGAGUGAGGCAAGAGAAGAGUUAUGCUUUCAAAUAAACCGUUAUAUUAGUACAACAUAUUUACAGAUAUGUGUAUAUUCGCAUUUUGAAAAUCUGUACUCCGAGUUAGUCGAGUCGAAUACACAAAAGUAGGAUUACUAAAUAUGGCCGUGGCCCACGAUAUUGCACAUCUUUUAUCUUUUUACUCAGCUAUAAUUGAUUUGACGACAAACCGCCAACAUUUCAGAAAAAGAAACAGCAGCAACAAGCCACAAAAUACGAUGCUAUUUACUCUACAAUUUCUAAGUAGUUUAGUCUAUGGUUACUUCUUAGUCUUCAACCCUAUGAAUAUAGUUAGUAAGGAACACUUGUUAAAUUACUGUGUAUUUAUGCUUUCAUAGAUAACUGUGGACAUUUUACAAAACUUCGUACUUUCUACUUGUAAUCCACAAGUUUUUAAAUUUUUAGGGGAACAUUUAAACUUUUAAUCAUCCACAACUGACGUUUAGGAAUCCAAAUUAAUAAAACAAUUUAUAUAAUUAUAUUAUUAUAUUUUUCUAUUAGAAAUCAAGGUUUAUGGUAUUUAAGCGAAAAACGAUUUAUUGUUAAAAGUCCACAGGUAUACUCGUAUGUAUACACCACAUACACAUAUGGUCACCGAAAUAAGUGCAUACUAUAUACAAUAUAAGUAAAUCGCUCAGUAAAGUUUUGCGAUACUUUUUUGAAAACAUUACAAAAAACAAUUUCUCUUGUUUUAAUUUUACAAAAACUAAUUUAAAAUUAUGCUUUGAUGCGUAGGAAUGAAGUUUUCAAAGCUAUAAGGCAAAAAAAAAUUGUUGAAUAACCCACGACUGCCUUCUGACUUUAUUCGAAUGGGACACCUGCGAGUGCUGUGAAGUAUUGCUAAUAAAAUUCAUCAUAAAAAACAAAAUCAAUUAUCUGAUAGUGGUGCUAUUAUACAAAUUUCUCAAAACUAAGAGCUGGUAAUCUAUUAUUUCUUCGUAAAGCGAAUUUUUGGAAGAGGAGGGAAUUUUGUGUAUAAAAGAUAGUCAGACUUAUCACUUAGUGCGUCGUAAAAAGAAAGCUACGAAUACAAUAACCCUUGGGAACUCGAAAAAUGUGCUGUAAAACUCGAAUGCCAAAUUUUGAUUUUUCGGAACCAGCUGGUACGUAGCAAACAAACAAAUUUAGUUAAAAAAUGAUUUCUUUCGCGUUAUUUUGUAACUUUUUUUUUGUGCGAUUCAAGUGAAUUCUAUUGGAACUUGUGUAAUAAUAAUUUUGAAUGAAAAGAAGCAGCAACAUUUAAGAAUACUUCAAUGCAGCGGAAUGAUGUCACUUUGUAAGUAUGACACUCUGAAAGGAAAAUUGGCGGUCCCAAGCUGUUUACCUACUCUUUUUGGCAUUUGGUUUAACCAUCUCCAAUUUCUGGAUGUUCUUGUAAUAGUUCCAGUAACUAAGCGUUUUGGUGACGCGUUAAAUUUAGUACUCACACUUUAAUUUACCGUAUUUUUGUAAAUUGAUAAAAUAUAAGUGGUUAUUCCUUCUGAAUAUUAUUUUCCAACUUUUCUUCGAUAACCAAAACCCUCCGUAACAAAUUCGUUGAAAAAAAUUGUGAAUUGCUAUACGAAUUUUGAAUUUGCAACGUAGCCAUUCGAACUCGUGAUGCCUUUUUCGUAGAAUAUACGAAAACUGCUGAACUCGAUGAAUUCAGCGAAAGGGCUGAGUAUAUGAUCCGCCAGCCUUAAAUACACCUUUCAUACAUAUAAUAUAUCAUUUAUAUAUACAAAUGAACACAUCUACAUAAAUAUAUGUAUAUAUAAAAAUGUAAAAUGCCAAUGGAACGUAUCUAUUUUAAUGGCCAUAUGUGUAUAUGCAUAUGUACAUAAGCCCCGUUAAAUUAAACAAUACAUUACAUAUUUAAAUGUAUCAUGGAUAAUUUAGGAACUUGCUAAUCGCAGCUAUUAUGUAGAGGCUGCAGAACUUACGCAAAAGUUGUAACAAUGAAAAAUUAUUGUGUCAACCUAAUAAAUAUGUGUAUGUAUGUACGUAUGUAUGCAAGUGUAAGUGAACUGCUAUUUAAGUUUUAUAAGAGCCUUUACAUGAUUCAGACAAGAAUGUAAGUGAAGUAUUAGUUUACAUUCAGGAUUAAAAACAAGCUUAAUUUUUGAAACGAAUUAUGUAGAUCUGAAUGGUUAAUUGAAAAAAUGUAAUUUCCUCAUCUUAUGUCUAAGUAUAGAAAUUGGCAUACACAGAUAUAUGUAUGUGUAGAUAUACUUAUGUACAUAUAUGGUAUGUAUGGUUGAUGGCAUUUUAUGAUUCUUUUUUCAUGACUGAUUUCUUAUAUAUAUUAUUAAAAAACUAAAUGAAAAAUUAGCAAGGCAAAGACAAACGUUUGAACGAAGAUUACAAAAACUUGAUACAUGGAAAUGAGCGUUUGUGCCCAAAAUACCAAUGUGCACACAAGUGGAGAAUUGAUAAAAAGUUUAAAGUACGUAUGUCAUGUAUAGAAUGUCAUAAAUAAAUAUAUAAAUUCGUGUGUCUCACACCGAAGUGUUGACAAGGAUCUUGAAAUGUGCUUACAACAAA
Messenger RNA from Anastrepha obliqua, 4863 nucleotides. RefSeq names its product choline-phosphate cytidylyltransferase B (gene Pcyt2). The transcript has 5 exons. Gene Ontology annotation, biological process: CDP-choline pathway. NCBI's taxonomy places the organism in Eukaryota, Metazoa, Arthropoda, Insecta, Diptera, Tephritidae. Bases 555 to 2039 code for a protein of 494 amino acids. Gene Ontology annotation, molecular function: phosphatidylcholine binding; choline-phosphate cytidylyltransferase activity. The record is from RefSeq and is a predicted model, not a curated record.